GUGCACCGCGAGCCUCCUCGGUAUCCGGCUGUUUCAGUGUCACACGUGGGGGGAAGAUGAGGCCGCUGACCGACGAGGAGACCAAGACCAUGUUCGAGAAGCUCUCCAAAUACAUUGGAGAAAACAUAAAGCUUCUUGUGGACCGGCCCGACGGAACCUACUGCUUCCGGCUGCACAAUGACCGCGUGUACUACGUCAGCGAGAAAAUGUUGAAAUUGGCUACAAACAUCGCCCGCGACCAACUGGUGUCUCUCGGAACCUGUUUCGGAAAGUUUACGAAGACUCAGAAGUUUCGUCUCCACGUUACGGCUCUGGAUUACCUGGCGCCAUAUGCAAAGUACAAGGUGUGGGUGAAGCCGGGGGCUGAGCAGUCCUUCUUGUAUGGCAACCAUGUUCUUAAAUCCGGACUGGGAAGAAUAACGGAGAACACAGCGCAGUACCAGGGCGUGAUCGUCUACUCCAUGGCCGACAUCCCCUUGGGCUUUGGUGUAGCUGCAAAAUCAACACAAGAAUGUAGGAAACUGGACCCGAUGCAGAUUGUAGUCUUCCACCAAGCAGACGUUGGAGAAUACAUCAGACAUGAGGACACCCUGACCUAAAUCCGAGACCUGGGCGAAGACUUUUCCAGCUCCUUUCAUCUACUGCCAUAGUGACGAGACCCUCAGUACAAGAUCUGCAUUCCUGUGUUGAAGCCCCCCUGAUGUCGCCAGACCGGCAGUCUUAUUUUAUAGACCUCAUCACUACUUUACCAUCGGACUGAUUGGUAUAAAGGGAAUGUUUCCUUUACUGCCUCCUGGAACAAGAUGAAACAGAGGAUUUUCCACUGU
Molecule: messenger RNA, 827 nt
Organism: Bufo bufo (common toad)
Lineage: Eukaryota; Metazoa; Chordata; Amphibia; Anura; Bufonidae
Gene: NIP7
Product: nucleolar pre-rRNA processing protein NIP7
Exons: 5
Coding region: 57-599 (180 amino acids)
Biological process (GO): ribosome assembly; ribosomal large subunit biogenesis
Cellular component (GO): preribosome, large subunit precursor; nucleolus; nucleus
Molecular function (GO): RNA binding
Source: RefSeq, a predicted model, not a curated record